AUGGAAGAGACACCACAUUUAGUUGCACAUUUUAUGGCUGCUGGAGCAGAAAAACGUUUAGAAGAUUAUCAUUUUUUACGUAAUACUUAUGAAACAAUUACUGGACAAGAAAUACAACUUAAUCGUAUUUUACGUAUGCUUGGUGAAGAUGAAUUUGCUCUUAGUUGGCGAACAGAUUUCUUACCAAUAGGCAGAGCUUACUCUCGAUCUGUUUAUGAUUUUGAUCGAUGGCGUAAUACAGUCACUUUACAAGGCAAUAUUGCUUAUGAACGUCUUCGAGACUUAGAACAUGACUAUUCAAAACACACAAAUUUACCGACGAUUCCAUCAUCAUCUCGUCGUGUGCAAGAACUUCGAGAACGUCGAAAACGCUUCAGUGAACAACGUGAUCAUCCAUCAUCAUCGAGAACUCGUGGUGGUAGUGUUUCAUCUUCAGCACGUUUACAAGCUUUAGCUGAAUAUGAUACAGCAUUAGCAGAAUCUGAAGCAAAACGAAAACGGCAAGCCGAAGAAAAUCGUUUAAAUACUCCAAAAACUGAUGCAGAUGAAUUAAUUGAAAAACGACAUGAAAAAUUCAAAACAAUGUUUGAUGAUGCAGCAAGUCAAAAAUAUGAAAAAUCACAACAACAACAAGUUGAAUCAAAACAACAACAAGUUGAAUCAAAACAACAACAAGUUGAAUCAAAACAACAACAAGUUGAAUCAAAACAACAACAAGUUGAAUCAAAACAACAAGAAAUUGAGUCAAACAAACAUUUAAUAGACAAUGGUCAUUUGAUUGCAGAUCAAAAGAAAAAUUUAAUCAAAGAUCAAGCAAAUGAUUCUGAUAAAAUUCGAAAAUCUUCUAUUGAAUAUGAUCAAGAAAAAUCAGGAGCUAUUGAAUUGAUAUCAUUUACUGUUGAUUGGGAACCUAUAUCAUCAACAAAUGAAAAUCAAGAUGAACAGAGUUCUUUAAUUCGUCUUAAAUGUCAAUGGGCAUCACCAAGUUCAUCCUCUGCAAUCGAUUAUUUUACAAUUGAACGUCAAUUAGGUGAUAAUGAAUGGUUACCUAUUGGAGAACAAAUUAAUAAAUUAGAAAAUCAAGCACAACUAGAUAUUUCACUAUUAAAUGAUAAUGAUAAUAAUGAAAUAAAUGUUAAUAUUCCAUCAUAUUUUCGUCUUAAAGCUCAUCUACAAAAUGGUCAAACAUUUACAAGUAAACCAACUGAUGAAAUAUUUAUUAAUUUAUUUCAAGAUAAAAAUAUUAUUAUACCUCAUGUGGAAAUUCUUUCAUCUGAUUCUGUUCAAUUAACAUGGAACGAUAAAAAAAAUGAAGAAAAACCAAAUAUUUAUGAUAUUGAAAAGAAAGAAGAACAACAACCAGAGUGGGAAAAAGUUAUUGAAGUACCAUUAUCACAACGUUCAGCUAGAAUAGAUAGUUUAACCGAUGCUAAACAAUGUCAAUUUCGCUUGACACCAUCAACAAAUGAACCUGAAGAAAUGAAAACAACAGACAAUGAAGUCGAACCAGAAGUAUUAACCGUACAUAACGUUAAUGAAUGGUUGAAUUCAUUACAUAUCAACCCAACAUCACCAAAUACAGUUGAUAUUAAUAUAUCCGAAGAAGGUUUUAAAGAAUUUGAUUGUUAUAAAAUUGAAUAUACAACAAUUGAUCAACUCGAUCAAUGGAUACAAAUAUCGGAUAUUACUCAUGAUGAUCCACAAUUAACAAUUGAUAAGCUUAAACAAGGAACUGAUUAUAAAUUUCGUUUUACUCCAAUUUUACCAGGAACAGCAACAACAAGUGGAACUGAUACUUCUCAACUUUCACUUGUCCUUGAUGUUAAAAUGCCAUCGGCACGAAAAGGGCGAUUUGCUAAAACUGAAAGUGAAACUCCUGUGGCUGUUCCACCUCGAUUUUCAAUUCAAAAACUAGAUUCAACAAGUGUUCUUAUUGAAGCCAGUGUUCCAGGAGAAGAACCAGCAGCAUUUGAAGAUGUAUUUGAUGUUUAUUCAAAAAACCAAACAACAGAUGAUGAUUGGAAUAAAGUUGGAACAAUUGAUAAAGAACAUCUAAGCACAAAAGUUGAAAAUCUUGAAGAAAAUGCAGCUUACAGUUUUAAAAUUGAUAAUAUAACAUCAUCAUCAGAUGAUAAUGAAAGUAAUACCGUACAAGAAUUUAAAUUUGAGACAACGUCAGUAAAACAAUAUGAUCCAUCUUUACUUCUGGAAAAAAUUGAACAGAGUCUUGAAAAUGUUGUUAAUAAUGUUAUGCAAGCAGCUGCUGGUCAUCAAACACUUGAAGAGCCAGUGAAUAAAAGUUUGAAUGAAGUUAUUAAAGAAGUAUUUCGUGAUGAAACACUUUUACCAAGUGAACAAUAUGGAUUUGAUACAUUAGCAUUAAAUGAUGAUUUAUUAUUAUAUCGUGGACCAAAACAAAUGAUGUUAAAAGAAUUAGAAGUAGAUGAAACAAUUGAUUUAUCACAACAUUAUGGUGAAAUAAUAAUUCAUAAUUAUCGUACAACAAAACAAUCAGUUAUUGUACGAGAAGAUAAUGGUAAUACACGUGUUGAAAAUAUUCAUGGUGAUAUUAUUAUACGUAAUGUUGUUAGUGAUGUUUUAUUAAAAAAUGAACAAACACAUCAUCAAUUAUCAAUGAAUAUUGUUGGACAGGCUUUUUUAAAAGGUGUACAAGGAACAUUAGUUGCAUCAAAGUUUAAAGGAAUUAUAGUUGUGAAAAAUGUAAAUAAACCAUAG
Messenger RNA from Rotaria sp. Silwood1, 2736 nucleotides. NCBI's taxonomy places the organism in Eukaryota, Metazoa, Rotifera, Eurotatoria, Philodinida, Philodinidae. The record is from the annotation of a GenBank genome assembly.